Molecule: messenger RNA, 1298 nt
Organism: Malaya genurostris
Lineage: Eukaryota; Metazoa; Arthropoda; Insecta; Diptera; Culicidae
Gene: snky
Product: protein sneaky
Exons: 1
Coding region: 312-1163 (283 amino acids)
Source: RefSeq, a predicted model, not a curated record
UUUAAAUUUUUAUUUUUACAAACUUUCAACUUUUUGUCAGCGUGAUUGUCCAGAAAUUUACAAUUUAAUAUCACGUGAUGGCCGGCAGAGAAACCUUAUAAUUCGAAGUGUUUUGUUUUAUUUUUACGGUUUGACACUUGGUAUACUUUUCUGGAAGUCCGUUUUGUUGAGCAUAGGGAUUUCUUUCACGACCAGCUUUUACGUGGGAUUAUCUGUAUCGUUAUUCCUCGGUAAGGAACAUAAAAUCAUCAGUACAGAAGUGAAACUCGUUUCUCAUUCGGAUAGGUUAUGGAUGUGCUCUAACCACCCGAAUGCGUUGCUUCAGUUCCCUCUGUUUGGUUGGUUUUUUGGGUAGAGCCGGUCGAAGUAUGAUGAAAGCCAUAGUGUUGGGUUACAUUCUGACCGGGCCAAUCAACAAUCUUGGGUUGAACGCUCGUGAGGUGGUUCGGGUGUUCACUUGCUCCACCGUGCUGACGUACAAUUUGACCAAAGUACGGUUUGAUUUGAUGACGAAACCAUUUCAGAAUGCAUUAGUUGGUAGCAAAGAGCAGCUGGAACAAAUUAAGCAUGAGUUUCGAGCCAUUGUGGAUAUCGUUGAACCGAUUCGGUCAGAAGUGGAAGAUUCGGAGGAGUUCAAUACAACCCUGAAGCCAAAACGGCAGAUGACAGAGAGAAUUCCUGAGCAGUACCAUCAAAUGUACAGUCAGAAAUUAGUAAAACGCUGCAAGAGUCAGCUGGAAAAUGGUGUGAAACGCUGUAAACAUGAAUUUCAGAAAGUUUACGAUCAAUGCAACCUAAAGUUACCCAUCGUAAUUAGAACAUUGAUGUGCUGGCCGCUUAAGAUAGAUUUCGUGUGCAGUAGCAGUGAAAUGUUCGGUGAUGAAGAUGAAAUCUGUUCACCCGAUGAAGUGAUUAAUGAGGAAUUUGGACAAGACUACGGCAAACUAAUGAAUGCCGAAGAGGAAUUGAUUGGAGGAUUGGAUGGUGUUCAAAUAGCAUACGAAUUUGUGGAUAUAGAACAGCACAGCGGAUAUUUGUAUAGGAUAAGUUUCUGCCUUGAUCGUAGCACUUAUGUUUUGCUUUAUAUUACAGAACUGCUAAGGAAACUAGUAAAGAAGUCGUACGACAGUUUGAAGAGAAGAAAGAAUCGUUUGAUUUGGUAGUUUAUAUUUUGGAAAAAAUCUUUACGUUCUUUUUCCUAAAAGUGAUUUUUGGUGCUGUUCGUUAUCAUAAAAAAUACUUGAAUGAGAUGGAUUUCGAGAAUGUGUACAUCACAGAAUAUUUUCGACACGUGAACA